AUGACUUCGUUACCCUCGACCGCAGUGCGGGUGGCUUCGCGCUCCGCCUCGGCUACAUCGGCUGCGCGCCUCUCGCAGAUGCGUUCGCACUUCUCUACCUCGUCCGCCACACGCAGAGAAGUCGGCGAAGCCUACAUCAUCUCGGCGGCACGAACGCCGACGGCCAAGUUCAAUGGCUCCUUCGUGUCCCUGUCAGCACCGCAGCUCGGCGCCGUCGCCAUCAAGUCGGCCAUUGAAAAGUCCCGCGUGCCGGCCUCCAAGAUCUCCGACGUGUACAUGGGCAACGUGCUCUCGGCGGGCGUGGGCCAGUCGCCUGCGCGCCAGGCGGCGCUGUUCGCGGGUCUCAGCACGGCCACCGAAGCCGUGACCGUCAACAAGGUGUGCGCAAGCGGGCUGAAGGCGGUCGUGCUCGCGGCGCAAAACAUCCAGCUCGGGCUCGCCGAGGCGCAGGUCGCAGGAGGCAUGGAGAGCAUGUCGCGGGUGCCGUACUACUUCAACCGCGCGGCGCAGCAGCCGGCGUUCGGCCACGUGGGCAUGAAGGACGGCCUGAUCGAGGACGGCCUCUGGGACGUGUACAACCAGUUCCACAUGGGCAACUGCGCCGAGAACACGGCGAAGAAGUUUGAAAUCAGCCGCGAGGCGCAGGACGAGUACGCCAUCCGCAGCUUCGAGCGCGCCCAGGCGGCCUGGAAGGAGGGCAAGUUCAAGGAGGAGAUCGCCCCCGUCACCGUCAAGAGCAAGAAGGGCGAGACCGUCGUCAGCGAGGACGAGGGGUACAACAACCUCAAGAAAGACAAGGUGGCCACCCUGAAGCCGGCCUUCGUCAAGGAGGGCGGCACCGUCACCGCCGCCAACAGCAGCACCUUCAACGACGGUGCGAGCGCCUUGGUUCUCGGCAACAGAGAGAUCGCCCAGCAGUACGGCAAGGACAGCCGCGUGCUGGCGAGGAUCGUAAGCAGUGCCGACGCCGCCAUCGACCCUGUGGAUUUCCCCAUCGCACCGUCCAAGGCCGUUCCCAUUGCACUGGAGCGAGCCGGCUUGAAGAAGGAGGAUAUUGCCAUCUGGGAGUUCAACGAGGCCUUUGCGGCCGUGAUCAAGGCUAAUGAGAAGAUUCUCGGUCUUGAAAACGCUCAAGUCAACUUACUCGGCGGCGCCAUCUCACUGGGCCACGCACUCGGCAGCUCCGGUUCGAGAAUCUUGACAACGUUACUGCAUCAACUGAAACCGGGCGAGUAUGGCGUUGCUGCGAUUUGCAACGGCGGCGGUGCCGCCACAGCUGUGGUCGUGCAGAGAAUCGCCAGUGUCGAGUAG
This is a messenger RNA of Exophiala spinifera, 1311 nucleotides long. RefSeq lists its product as uncharacterized. The record is from RefSeq and is a predicted model, not a curated record. The coding region runs from base 1 to 1311 and encodes 436 amino acids. Gene Ontology annotation, biological process: fatty acid beta-oxidation. Lineage: Eukaryota; Fungi; Ascomycota; Eurotiomycetes; Chaetothyriales; Herpotrichiellaceae. The transcript has 2 exons. Gene Ontology annotation, molecular function: acetyl-CoA C-acetyltransferase activity.